Molecule: messenger RNA, 1407 nt
Organism: Photinus pyralis (common eastern firefly)
Lineage: Eukaryota; Metazoa; Arthropoda; Insecta; Coleoptera; Lampyridae
Exons: 5
Coding region: 289-1362 (357 amino acids)
Source: RefSeq, a predicted model, not a curated record
AGUGGAGAAGUACGUAUAGAUCCCAGGUUAAGUUUUUUCUGAAAGCGUUGUCCAUUUACCGCACCAACACAAAGCAAUUUUCUUGUGUUUCUAUUUGUUGGAACAUUCAAAAUUUGACCAUUCAUAUUUCCAAAAAAUUGCUCUGCGAUAAUGUAGUGCGUAAAUUAUGGAAAAUGCUAUUUUUGUUGUAUUCAAAAAGUGAUAUUUUCUAAUGAUCAAAGUUUUCUAUUCAAACAUCUAGAUAUACAAGUGUCAUUAAAUUGCCUUUGUAUAUUUAUUUAUAUUUACAUGUGUUGCACAGAAGUAAAUAUUUGUAUACUUACCAGUUGUUAUUACAUUUUUAGGGUACAAAUUUUUACUAAAGAUCAACCAGAAAGGAUGGGAACAUGGGAUAUUGUAAUAUGGGAGAAGGAGAACGCUGUGGGGUAUGUCCCAUCAUCAUGGGCUGUUGAUGAGACAAACACCACAUACCUAUGGCCAAAGGUACCACGUCAAAAACUACAAAAAUUAAUUGAUAACUGCGAUGACCCAGAUGCUAACAUAAAUUAUAUGGAAUGUAACGCCACUUACAAAGGAACCGUUACAAACCUAGCGAUGGCAAAAAGAAAAACCAACAUGCUAAUGUACACAUCUAAUGUUGAUGAUACCGAAUCGGAAAGUAGUAAUGAAAAAGUACGAAGUGCACAUGUUACCAGUCAAUUGAUGAAAAAUGUAUACGUGGUAGAAAAAGAACCACUCGAUAAUCGGUAUGGUUCUGAGAAGUCUGUAGAAUCAGUGUCACCUUCGCCUUCUUUCCAGGUUGAAGCAAUUCCACUAGAUGGGGGUGCUAAUGAAAGUUCUACCACAGUUCAUACAAUUUUAAAAGCGGUUGCUGCUAUAAAGUUUGACAUAACCGAAAUUAAUAAGAAAAUCGGCAACAUUUUAGCUGAAGUAAAAAAUAUUCAUGUAACCCAUAACAUUCCAAGUUUACAAUUAGAUAAAUUCAAAGUUCCCAUUGAGUCAGUUCAUGAGCUAGAAGAUUUAAAUGGAAAACUAAAUGAUGCAGGCUUGUUCAACGAAUUGGCAAAAAUAUUAUCAUUGGUGGGAGGACUUACUCUAAGAAAAAAUGUUCACAGCAUUAUUAAACGUUUACUGGAAAAAAACCUUGCUGUACUAUAUUCUGCCAAAGGCAAGAAGGGAAAGAAGAAUUUGUCAACAUUAAUAAAAAUUUUAGAAGCUAUUUAUGUGGCAGUAAGGGUAAAUUACCCAAAUGCAACAGAGCAAGAGAUCCUAAGCAAUAUUAGUUCUGCUCUGGCAGGUGCAGCAGAUUGGGAAGGUGGAAGAAAAAGUAGAGCACCAGAAGAUAAGUCGGAGAAGUCAUAGAAAAUAGAAGUUAUCUACAAAAGUCUCAAGAAAAGAGCAGCAUUU